Messenger RNA from Talaromyces atroroseus, 735 nucleotides. RefSeq lists its product as hypothetical. The record is from RefSeq and is a predicted model, not a curated record. The transcript is spliced from 3 exons. Lineage: Eukaryota; Fungi; Ascomycota; Eurotiomycetes; Eurotiales; Trichocomaceae. The coding region runs from base 1 to 735 and encodes 244 amino acids.
AUGGAAGACCCAGUCCGUGAAAUCCCAACCGUCAUUGAACUGCUUACGGAGUCUCCGCCAACCCUGCAGGCUUCCACAGUCGAGAAGUUCUUCACCCCCAAUGCCUCGUUCACGCAUCCGUUCUGCCGCACUUUGUCCUUUAACGGUUCGAGAUGGCUGGUUCUGGCUAUAUAUCGAUUCUACAAAAUCAUGUCGCCGCGCAUUGAUCUUCAAGUCAAAUCGGUUGCAUUUGAUCAAGAACAUCUCAAGCUAUACGUCACCAUAUCACAGAUAUUUUCAAUUUUCAUUAUUCCCUUCUACAUUGCCCCCGUCACGCUGACUACGGUCCUUACAUUGACCACCAAUCCAAACGAGUAUCGCGGAUACUUGGACUUUCCCAACGACCAGGGCAAGUCUGUUGAUUCCGAGAGCGAAGAAACGAGGAGAUACUGGAUAUCAUCACAAGAAGAUCUAUACCAAACAACCGAGUUUGUCAAAUUCUUUCUUCCUUUUGGAAUUGGUGUCUCUAUGGUUCUUGUCUGGCAUUUGUUUGCCACUAUUGGCUGCGUCCUGGGAUCGUUGCUGCUGUCGCCUAUUACUUGGGCCGAGGAGAACUUAGCCAUGAAGAAGGAAAUACGGGAGGUUUCUGGGCGCAAUGUGACUGAUGUUGCUGGCCAUGUCGUUGAGCGGGUGACUCACGAGACGAGUGAUAUUAUCAAUGGGGUUGCCAAGUCUGUGCAAGACAGGCUAAAAUAG